CUGCCUCCCCUCUCUCUCUCUUCAUCAGCCCUGCCUGCCUCUCUCCUGCCUCUCUGCCUCAGCCAACCCGGGCUGUGCCGAGCUGCUCCCUGCGGGAUCAGAGCGCUCCCCCGCCGGGACCCUUCUCUCACAUCCCCCUGCUGGGACGCGGCUACAUUUCCAGCCAAGCACUGCCUGCCUUGGCUUUAUUAUGUGUGUCUGCGCCGCAGCCCCGCCAGCAGAGGCAGGCAGAGGAGGAGGAGGGAGACUGGUAGCCAGAGUCAGGACAAAGAAAAAGCAGGGAGACAGAGGCUAGCGAAGGGUUAGACUGGUAGAAAUAUUAGGCUGCUAUUAAUACCACCGGUAGGGCAUUGGGAAAUAUUAACAAAAAGAAAGCGUGGGUAGUAAAAGCAGUAUUCCCCUCGGGGUGGAGAUGCAGGGGAAGAGCGCAAUGUCCAUGCCACCAGACCACCACCACCACCACUGCCUAGUGUAGAAUAGCGGGACGGAACAUAGAAGGCUGGUCGGUUCGGAUCGGUGCCGCUUUCCAGGAGGGAAAAGGAAAACCAAACAGACUGAAAUAGUUUCGAUAAACUAAAAAAAAGCCCAACGAAGAAGCCAGGAGCGCGAGGGAAGAAACCACGUUUCAUUUCGAAAGCAAUUUCCCAAAACAUUCUCCGUCGCCUCUCCUCACCUGGACCGUCACGUACCGCUGUGGCACCGCCACCUCGCAUUCGGACGGUGCCGCUGUCACUUUUACUUAAUACCGCGCGGGACCUGCUCAGGUGUUUGCCGCGCGCGUGGCUGGCAGCUCGCGCUCCGCUCCGCCAGUGCUGGAAGAAGUCGGAGCUGCACGAGCGCCCAGGCUGCACGGGAGAAGCAGAACGCGUGCAGGGGGAAAGAGAAGAAACAUAAAAAGCGAAGCUGUUGGCGUCGCGGCACGCUGUAACGAAGAAGAAGGGAACACCAACGGGAAGUUGUUUCCGUUUAUUCUACAGGUUGUGCUAGCCAAAGCGUCCAGCGAAGAAGAAAACGCACCAGAAGAGCCGAGUUGUCGCCUCCGAGCCGCUUCACUCCCGGUGUGUUUGGUUUGUUGUCGUUGGACUAACGGCCGUUUCCCCACUCAGAGACUCAAGCUGCCGCAUUGCAACAGGCGAAGAAGCAGCAGCGAAGUGGAGGAGGAGGAAAGAUAACCCGACUGUGUUCGCUUGUAUGGUUAGCCGAAAAUACGGAACGGAACAAAACAAUUAGAGAAUAAAAAUUUAAAAAGCAGUUCGAGACCAGAGAUGUCUAGACGAAAACAGGCCAAACCGCGCUCCGUUAAAGCGGUAGAAGAAGGGGAGUCUUCAGAGUGUGGAGGCACCUGGGAUGAAUCAACUGUCCAGACAGAAGUCCCAGCAUCUGAUAGAGAGGCAGACCCCAAAGACGGUCAGGGGACAGGAGCUGAAGAUGGAGAACAAGAGGAGCAUGAUGACCGUGACGAACGAGAUCAUGAUGAUGACCUAGAUGAUGAGUCUAUCUUCACCUGUGACAACUGUCAGCAGGACUUUGACUGUCUGGCCGAGCUGACUGAGCACAGAACCAACCACUGCCCAGCUGAUGGUGAUGACGACCCAGCGGGGCUGUCCUGGGUGCCUUCCUCACCCUCCAGUAAAGACGUGGCAUCCCCCUCACAGAUGCCCGAUGGCUGCUGUGACCUCGGCAUGGCCACCGGCGGCGAGGAGGAAGGAGGCGCGGGUCUGCCGUACCCCUGCCAGUUCUGUGACAAGUCCUUCAGCCGCCUGAGCUACCUGAAGCGCCAUGAGCAGAUCCACAGCGAUAAGCUGCCUUUCAAGUGCACCUUCUGCAGCCGUCUGUUUAAACACAAGAGGAGCAGAGACCGUCAUGUCAAACUCCACACAGGAGACAAAAAGUAUAGUUGUCAGGAGUGUGAAGCUGCAUUCUCUCGCUCUGAUCACCUGAAGAUCCAUCUCAAGACACACAGCUCCAGCAAGCCGUUUAAGUGCAGUGUGUGUAAGCGUGGCUUCUCCUCCACCUCAUCACUGCAGAGCCACAUGCAGGCUCACCGCAAGAACAGAGAGCAUCUUGCACUGAGGAGUGAGAGGGACGGAGGGAAGAAGGGAGGAGGAGGAGAUGGUGACCUGGAGCAGGACCUUUAUAUGUGUGAUUAUUGUGAGGAGACGUUCAGCCAGACUGACGAGCUAGAGAAACACGUCCUGACCAGACACCCCCAGCUGUCUGACAGAGCCGACUUGCAAUGCAUCCACUGUCCUGAGAUCUUUCUAGACGAGGCUUCUCUUCUCACACAUAUUGAAACACAGCAUGCCAACCGCAAACACAAAUGUCCUGUCUGUUCAGAACAGUUCCCUUCUGUGGAAGAUGUCUACUGCCACCUAGACAGCCAUCGCCAGCCUGACUCAUCCAAUCACAGUGCCGCCAGUCCUGACCCUGCACUGGGCAGUGUGGCCUCAAUGAGCUCUGCCACUCCAGACUCCAGUGCUAGCCUGGAGAGAGGCUCCACACCUGACUCUACACUAAAACCCAGCCAGGGCAGUGAACGAGGCCGCAGAAGAGGCAACGACACUGGGGAAGAGAUUGGGAUAAGCCUGGGUCAUCAAGGUGGAGGUGGAGGAGGGAAUUGGGGUAAAGUGACAUACUCUUGCCCCUACUGCUCAAAGAGAGACUUCCACAGUCUGGCAGUGUUGGAGAUCCAUUUGAAGACCAUCCAUGCAGAUAAGCCACAGCAGAGCCAUACGUGUCAACUCUGUUUGGACACUCUGCCAACACUCUACAAUCUCAAUGAACACGUGCGCAAAGCCCACCGUGCCAGUGGAGGAACUGUAGGCACCACAGCAGCAGCUUUUCCUCUGCUGCAGUUCACUAAUGUCACAGCAUUCCACUGCAACUACUGUCCGGACAUGUUCGGAGACAUCAACUCUCUGCAAGAACACAUCAGAGUGUCCCACUGCCUCCCUGGUGGGAUUGUGGCUGGAUCCACCACAUUAGAGGGGAAUCAUGCAUUCUUCUGCAACCAGUGCUCUAUGGGAUUUCUGACAGAGUCUUCGCUGACAGAACACAUCCAGCAGACACACUGCACCUCAGCUGCAGGAGGCGGAGCUGCGUCUGGAGGAGCGGUGGCCAAACUUGAAUCUCCUGUACUACAGGCUGCAUCUCAGUCCUUCAUGGAGGUUUACUCCUGCCCUUACUGCACCAAUUCUCCUAUCUUCGGCUCACUCCUCAAGCUCACCAAGCACAUAAAGGAGAACCACAAGAACAUCCCAUUGGCUAACAACAAACGGCAGGCGAAGGUCGCAGACUUAAGCCCAGCCUCCUCUGACGUCGAGAUCUCCUCUCCGAAACGCCACAGACUUGGAGGGGAUUCCACCCCCUCCAUGGGGAGCAAUGGGGACUACCCAUGUAACCAGUGUGACCUGCGAUUUGCCAGCUUUGAGGGUUUCCAGGCCCACCUUAAGUCACAUCUGGAGAUGCUUCUGAGGCGCCAGUCCUGCCCCCAGUGCAACAAGGAGGACUUUGAAUCCCAGGAGGCAUUGCUUCAGCACCUGACAGUGCACUACACCACCACGUCAACCCAGUAUGUGUGUGAGAGCUGCGAUAAACAGUUCUCCUCUGUGGAUGACCUGCAGAAACACCUGCUGGACAUGCACACAUUUGUCCUGUACCACUGCACUCUCUGCCAGGAGGUCUUUGACUCAAAGGUCUCCAUACAGGUGCAUUUGGCAGUGAAGCAUAGCAAUGAGAAGAAGCUGUUUCGCUGUACGGCCUGUGCCUGGGACUUCAGGAAGGAGGCGGAUCUUCAGCUCCAUGUUAAGCAUAACCAUCUGGGCCAAAGGUCAGGCCUCCCAGGGGGGCUCGGAGCAGGACUCAAGCCCCGAAAGUGCAUCUUCUGUGGGGAGACGUUUGGAACAGAGGUAGAGCUCCAGUGUCACAUCACCACACACAGCAAGAAGUUCACAUGUCGCUUCUGUGGCAAAGCUUUCCACGCCAUCUCACUGCUAGAAAGACACCUGAGGGAGAAGCACUGCAUCUUCGACGGUGGCAACAUCACCGGCAAUGGUGGUGGCACAGGGAGCAGUGGCAGCCAAAAUGGGACACCCAAUGGGCUGGCACAGUCCUCCAAGCGGGGAGGAGGAAGUGGUGGCAGUGGAGGUGCAGGAAGUGUUGAGAGAGCAACAGUGGUGGCUGCUGAACAAGCCGACCUGCAGAACAUGUUGCUCAAGGGUGGAGUUGUGGGAGGAGGAACAGGGCAGGGGGCAGAUGCAGCUAAUAGCCAUGAGGCGAGUGGGGGUGAGGAGGAGCUGGACAAUUCAGAGCCCAUGUAUGCCUGUGAUAUCUGCGGAGCAGCCUACACCAUGGAGUCCCUUCUGCAGAACCACCGGCUGCGUGACCACAACAUCCGACCAGGAGAGGAUGACGCCGGUUCUCGAAAGAAGAAGGCAGACUUCAUCAAAGGCAACCACAAGUGCAACGUGUGUUCCAGAACUUUCUUCUCUGAGAAUGGGCUUCGUGAGCACGCUCAGACACACCGCGGUCCUGCAAAACACUACAUGUGUCCGAUAUGUGGCGAGCGUUUCCCUUCUCUGCUAACCCUCACUGAACACAAGGUGACCCACAGUAAGAGCCUGGACACAGGAACCUGUCGAAUCUGCAAGAUGCCCCUGCAGAGUGAGGAGGAGUUUAUAGAGCAUUGCCAGAUGCACCCUGACCUCCGAAACUCCCUUACCGGCUUCCGCUGUGUCGUCUGCAUGCAGACCGUCACCUCUACCCUGGAGCUGAAGAUCCACGGCACCUUCCACAUGCAGAAGCUUUCCAGUGGUUCUGCGCUUGGAGGAGUUGGAGGAGGAGGUGGGAAUGGAGGAGCAGGUGGAGGGAACGGCUCAGCCUCUUCAUCCCCUAAUGGGCAGCUGCAGCACAAGCUGUAUAAAUGCGCCUUCUGCCUAAAGGAGUUCAAGAACAAAGGGGAGCUGGUGAAGCUGGAUGUCAAUGGCCUGCCUUAUGGCCUGUGUGCUGGCUGCAUGAGCAGGGGCACAAAUGGUCAGAGCCCAAGCCAGGGAGGAGCUGCCACGCCCGGGGACACGCAGGGAGAGAAGGCCAUGGCCGGGCUGAGGUGUCCAGAGUGUGGGGUGAAGUUUGAAACCCUGGAAGACUUGGAGAGUCACGUCCAGACAGAUCACCCCGAGGUCAGCCCUGAAACCAGUGCAGCAGGAAAGAAGGCUGAGGCUUCACCUGCACCGAAGAAAAAGACCUACCAGUGUAUUAAAUGCCAAAUGACGUUUGAGACAGAGAGAGAGAUCCAGAUUCACGUCGCAAAUCACAUGAUCGAAGAGCCCACCUGUCGGCAAGAGGAGGGCAUCAAUCACGAGUGCAAGCUGUGUAACCAGAUGUUUGAUUCACCUGCCAAGCUGCUUUGCCACCUGAUAGAGCACAGCUUCGAAGGCAUGGGAGGUACCUUCAAGUGUCCCGUCUGCUUCACAGUGUUUGUGCAGGCCAACAAGCUCCAGCAGCACAUUUUUGCCGUACAUGGCCAGGAAGACAAGAUCUACGACUGUUCCCAGUGUCCGCAGAAGUUCUUCUUUCAGACAGAGUUACAGAACCACACACUGAGUCAGCACGCGCAGUGAGACCGAGGCCCGGCAGGAUCUCUCGGCUCAGCCGGGGCCCCCGACCCGGAGCCGGCAGGGGACCCCCAUCUCCACAUCACAGCCAAUCAAAGUGUCAUUUGCUACUCACAUGUAAAACUCUAACGAUCGCGCCACUGGGCGCGGCUAUUAGGAGCAGCGGGGGAAAGGAAUAUUAAUGGGAUAUGCUAUUAAAUAAAGAAAGGAAAAAGUGGGUGAGAGAA
Lates calcarifer (barramundi perch) is the source of this 5839-nucleotide messenger RNA. It is a transcript of the gene znf423, whose product is annotated as zinc finger protein 423. Gene Ontology annotation, cellular component: nucleus. The transcript is spliced from 22 exons. Gene Ontology annotation, molecular function: DNA-binding transcription factor activity, RNA polymerase II-specific; RNA polymerase II transcription regulatory region sequence-specific DNA binding. The record is from RefSeq and is a predicted model, not a curated record. Bases 1266 to 5618 code for a protein of 1450 amino acids. NCBI's taxonomy places the organism in Eukaryota, Metazoa, Chordata, Actinopteri, Centropomidae. Gene Ontology annotation, biological process: regulation of transcription by RNA polymerase II.